AUGUCGAGUCUGAAUAGCUUUGCCGCAACCACCACGACAAGAUACAAAUCGCCUAUUCCUCCGAACGUCGAGAUUGCCAAAACAAAGCCUGCAUUCGCUCAGAUCCAAAACGCCAACAUAGGAUCACUUGUCGGCCCCGAAAACGGCGGGUACUAUCUCAAGUAUCCGGAGGGCAAGGUCGUAGCAAUCGCUUCUGAUCGCCUCUGUUCUGUUAUGGACGACUCCUAUAUGGUGCUCUAUUUUAAUCUCGAGAGGCAAGGCCUACACGAAGAGGCUGAAGAAACAAUGGAGGACUUACGGAAAGCUGGGAUUGAUGCGGAUCGGCUUAAGAGAGACGCAAGCGAUGCGAUUAAGGGCGGUGCAUGUGUUAUAGACCCUGAUGUCGGAGCAAUAUCUACCAGUUAA
Molecule: messenger RNA, 405 nt
Organism: Penicillium riverlandense
Lineage: Eukaryota; Fungi; Ascomycota; Eurotiomycetes; Eurotiales; Aspergillaceae
Exons: 1
Coding region: 1-405 (134 amino acids)
Source: RefSeq, a predicted model, not a curated record